GGCACCAUCUGGUACAUACAGGCUUGGGAAGCCCGCCCCUCAGGAGGUCAGACCUGCCUGUCCCGGGGCGGGGCCUCGGGAGCUCGCGGCCCAAGUGGGCGCGCCCAAGUCCUGGAGUCCAAAGGCCAAGGAGACAUGGCUGCCCCCCGCGACGCUGAGAUCCGGAAGGACGUGCAGACCUACUAUGGGCAGGUGCUGAAGAAAACAGCAGACCUCCAGACCAGUGCCUGUGUCACUGCAGCCAGGCUGGUCCCCAAGCAUAUCCGGGAAGCCUUGAGGAAUGUACAUGAAGACAUAUCCUUGAGGUAUUAUGGCUGUGGUCUGGUCAUCCCUGAGUGUCUGGAGAACUGCUGGAUUUUGGACCUGGGCAGUGGAAGUGGGAGAGAUUGCUAUGUCCUGAGUCAACUGGUUGGUGAGAGAGGACAUGUCACUGGGAUAGACAUGACGGAAAGUCAGGUAGAAGUGGCUAAGAAGUAUAUUGAAUAUCACAUGGAAAAAUACGGCUUCCAGACACCCAAUGUGACUUUUCUUCAUGGCUACAUAGAGAAUUUGGAGGAGACUGGAAUCAAGAAUGAGAGUUAUGAUAUUGUUAUAUCAAAUUGUGUCAUUAACCUUGUGCCUAAUAAGCAAUCCGUGCUGCAGGAGGCGUACCGAGUGCUAAAGCAUGGUGGGGAGCUGUAUUUCAGUGACGUCUAUGCUAACCUUGAAUUGCCAGAAGAAAUCAGGACACAUAGAAUUUUAUGGGGUGAGUGCCUGGGUGGUGCUUUGUACUGGAAGGACCUUGCCAUCCUUGCCCAAAAAAUUGGUUUCUGCACCCCGCGUUUGGUCACUGCCAAUCUCGUUACAGUUCAAAACACGGAAUUAGAAAGAGUGAUCGGUGACUGUCGUUUUGUUUCUGCAACAUUUCGCCUCUUCAAACUCCCUAAGACAGGACCAGCUGAAAGAUGCCAAGUGAUUUACAAUGGAGGAAUCACAGGCCAUGAAAAAGAACUGAUAUUUGAUGCAAAUUUCACAUUUAAGGAAGGUGAAAUUGUUGAAGUGGAUGAAGAAACAGCAGCUAUCUUGAAGAAUUCACGAUUCGCCCAGAAUUUUCUGAUCAGACCAAUUGGAGAGAAGCUGCCAGCAUGUAGUGCCUCUUGUGCUUUAGGAUCAAAGAACAGGCUGAGUGAUGGAUUUCAAGGCUGUUUUGGCUGACAGAACUUACAGCAUUCACCAAAGUCACACCAGUGAUGUGUCAAGGCACUGGAUGUUGGAAGCCCCAGGAAAUAACGAUACUGAUGUUGCUGUGCUAGGACGGUGGCAGAGUUGGUGUUUACACACUGGCCUUACACUCAGAUAGGCAAGGCUCAGAUCUGGGCUUUACCAGGCUUGUGUGAUCUUGGGUAUGUAACCUACGCUCCCUACACGCUCUGUUUCUCCAUGUGUAACAGGAAGGUAAUAAUCACUUUUUCUCCUCAGCUUGUGAGGAUCAGUGGGGAUGUUCUGUGGGAAAUGUUAGCCUGUUGCCUGGCACUUAAUACACACUCAAGAAACAGAAGUCGUUACAGUUAUGGAUUUAUGCUAAUUAAGGUUCUUGGUCACUUGGAACUGUGUUCUAGGAUUUCUCAUUCUUCCACACACCCUUUCUCCUGGGCCCAGAGAUUCUCGAAUCUUUUGCCAUGAAUUUUUUGCUUUCUUUGGCUUGUAUGUUGUAGUAAUUUUGGAUACCUUGAGAAUACAUUGACACACAGGUAACCCUUAGGCCUUUUUCUGCUUCCUCUGUUAUGUAGUAAGCAGUCUUUAAGGGUAUAGCUUAUUUAGAGAUCACUCACCAACAUGGUCAGUUUGCAGUUGGGAAACGUUUUUUUUUUUAAGAUUUUAUUUAUUUAUUUGUCAGAGAGAUAUCACAAGUAGGCAGAGAGGCAGGCAGAGAGAGAUGGAAAAGCAGGCUCCCUGCUGAGCAGAGAGCCCCAUGUGGGCUUGAUCCCAGGACCCUGAGAUCAUGACCUAAGCCCAAGGCAGAGGCUUAACCCACUGAGCCACCCAGGCACCCCUCUAGUUGGGAAAGUUUAAUGGAACACAAGAGGCAGGAAUUCUGGAGCCCCAAAACCGGAUAUGGGCUCAUUUGGCCACUCUUAGCAGCAUGAAUCAGCCACAAGCUAAGUGUAGGAGCCCUGGCUAAUGCUUAAGUGUGAUCUACAGGUUUUGCUUUAUCAAAUUCUUGAGCACUCUGCUCUUUGUUACUUUUCUGUCUUUCGAAGCAGUUGCCCUUUUGGAAAGUAGAGAAACGUGACUUUGGACCUUUCUGUCCUUGAAACCUUUCAAAUGUGAUAUUGGUAUUUUGAAUCUCUUGGGAGUUCACCAGUAACAAAAUCUUGCUGGUGAGAAUCAACGUGUAUUUUGAAAUGUUUUCAUCAUUCUCGUUCUCUUGGAACCCAGCUUCCCGAAUCCUAGUUAGAAAAGCUGUCGGCAGGUUACAGUUACAAGUAAAAGGAGUGUUUCCUCCAACCACAACACUUCUAGUGUACUCUGGCCGUAAAAAAAUUUUCGUUAAGUGGGCUGGCUUCCGCAGAGACCCCUUUCUUCCAGCCUGCCUCUCCUUGACCUCCCUUUUAGUGCGCACGCGGGGUGUACAGGAGGGCUCUCGACCUCGGAUACCAGUCAUAACUUGCCACGUACUUGAACUGGUUUAUCCCACCUGCUCCUUCUCUCAUCUGCCUUGUUUCUUUCAGCCUGCGGAUGUGCCAAUGUCUUUAGAUCAGUUCCAAGGUUUUGAAAUGGCAAUCACUGACAGGGAAGGAAGAUUUAAAGAAUGAAACAGCUGCGUGUCCUAGAAAUAUAACCUUGUGUGCUCGGAGGAGGACGUGCCUAUCUUUUUUAUGGCAGACCUUUCCGAUAAAGACCGAGAGCCCAGUACAGGCAGGCACACGUGGUGGGGGUUGCUGGUGCCGGCGACUUCCUGACAGCUGCCGCCAAUGCGGAAUGCUGCUGCUUGCCGAGCAUUGGCGCAGUGAUAACCAUUUCUGAGAUCCCUUCUCUUUCUUUUGUCCUCUUCCUCCUCUUCUCUUUUCUCCUGCCCUUCCCACUCCUCCUCCCUCCCUCUCUGUUCCUCUUUCCCUCUUCCUCCUUCUCUUUUAAUCCCGACGAGGAAAGUGUAUGUUGCUAUUCAAAGAAUUACAUUAGGGGCCCUUGGGUGGCUCAGUUGGUGGAGCAUCCGACUCUUCAUCUCAGCUCAGGGAUUGACCUCAGGAUCGUGAGUUCAGGCCCCACAUUGGACUCCACACGGGGCAUGUGGCCUCACAAAAAAAUUACAUUAAUAAAACACUGCAGCAUCGGAAAUGAUGCAAGUAGGAUUGUGGUACACACUAUCCUGCUACAGUUAAUAGCAGUGGUAGUAACAAUGUGAGCAAAGGUAGGAAUAAUACAGAGAAGCUAGUCUUUACUGAACAGGUGAGAUAUCCAAGGCCCUGUGCCACAUGGUCCUCACAAUAACCCUUAUUAUCCUCAUUUUAAAAAAUUAACUAAUUCAUUUUUAAAAAUUAUCCUCAUUUUACAGAAGAAGAACUUAAGACUCAGAUUAAUGUACUAGUCCAAGGUCACAGAGCUAGAAAGUGGUGAAUUUGAACCCAUGUCAGAUUCUGAAGCUGACAUUCUUACCCUAUAUGCUGUACUAGCUCUCCAUAUCUAGACUUUUCAUAGAAUCACGGGAUGUUGGUGGUGGAAAGGACUAUUUAUCAAAGUGUCUCAUCUUUUAUUUCCUUUAAGUCUUGGGAUCUUUUAGGGAUGGAAGCAUGCAUUACGAAGUGAUACUGAUAUCAUUAUCUCUUAUUAGUAGAGAAGUCAUGGGGUGGGAAGAAGAGGAGUAGAAAAUCAUUUUCCUGGGUGAAAAGGCUAACUUUUAUGACUAGGAAUUCCAAAGUAACAAGAGAAGGAAAUAAACAGUGGACCAGAGGGCCUGGCAGAAGCGACUGGCACAGCCAGCCCUCUUCUGGGCUUGGAGAUCCCCUGCUGGAUGCUAGCUUAUUACCUGUUAGGGAGCCCAGAUCCAGGCAGGCAUCUUCAUUCUAGAAGAGUGGAAACUGAGGGCCAGAGGGACCAGGCUCCCCAUAGGUAAUUUCAGUGAAGGUAGUGGUCCGUAGGACUGUCGGUCCUUCAUGAAUGUAGGGUCCGUAACUGUCUUGUCCUACCUUCUAUUUGCAGUGACCAGUGAUCAAUAGUGAGAGUGUGCAUUUAUGUUUAAUGAAUUAAUUAUCAUUAUUUGAAGUGGCUUAUUCAUGCUCUUGAUUUCUUGCCUUUGUGCCUGGUUUUCCUCUGGCCGCGCUGGUGCUGUUGUUGGAGGUAUCUCAUUUGGAGGUGAAAGGAGGAAAAAUAAAGACUACCAUCUUGUCUUCUGAAAAUUCCGCUUACUCUGCCCUGAGAUCUUGCCAGCUGGUGUUGGCAAUCUCAACAUCUGAACAUCAGCAGUUGCUAACAAUGGCCUUGGUGUCUAGGACUUGCCUUCUUGUCUUGCGCACAUGUUUCUGGAGAUUAGAGUAAGGGAAGGAAUGAAGUUUCAGCAUUUUGGUAUUCAGUUCCAGAAGGGUAAAAAGCAUUACAGAUGGGACUCCCAUAAAGCAAAAUGAAACAAAAUCAACUUUCCUGGUCCCCUAAGGACCACCUUUAAGAGGCUUUAAAUAAAGUUUACCUUGAAAGUAGUAAAAACUUGGGACACCUAGGUGGCUCAGUCAGUUAAGUGCCUGUCUUCGGCUCAGAUCAUAAUCCCAGGGUCCUGGGACUGAGUCUCACAUUGGGCUCCCUGCUCAGCGGGGAGCCUGCUUCUGCCUCUGCCCGCUGCUCUACCUACUUGUGUGCUCGCUCACUCUCUCUCUG
Molecule: messenger RNA, 4848 nt
Organism: Mustela lutreola (European mink)
Lineage: Eukaryota; Metazoa; Chordata; Mammalia; Carnivora; Mustelidae
Gene: AS3MT
Product: arsenite methyltransferase
Exons: 11
Coding region: 136-1194 (352 amino acids)
Biological process (GO): toxin metabolic process; arsonoacetate metabolic process
Cellular component (GO): cytosol
Molecular function (GO): arsenite methyltransferase activity
Source: RefSeq, a predicted model, not a curated record